AUGACUGAUCCCAGCCCCAUCCAGGCAGAUGGCACCACGGUGUUCUGCAAACUCUGCCUCAGCGACUGCCCUGUGCUAAAGACCAGCAAACUCCUGGCCUGUGAAUGUGUGUUCUGCUCCCAGUGUUUGCAGCAGUAUGUUCAGCUGGCCAUUCAAGAAGGCGGGGGUGCCCCUGUUACUUGCCCUGACCUUGGCUGUCACAGUUCGGGAGUUCUUCUGGACUCAGAGAUUGCCUGUUUUGCUCCUGAGGAUCAAGUAGAGCUCUACCAGCGUCUUAAAUUUGAAAGAGAGGUUCAGCUGGACCCCAGUAAGGCUUGGUGCCCAGUGUUGGAAUGCCAGGCUGUGUGCAGGGUAAUGCCCAAUGUGAAGGGUAAAGCAGCACCCGUGCUCUGUCCCGAGUGCCAUGCUGUGUUCUGCUGUGGCUGCAGAGAGACUUGGCAGGAUGGACACUCCUGCUCCCUGAGUCAGCCUCUGAUAUUGGUUUCCUCUGCAGAGGACAGUGCACAGUCUAGCAAUGACUCAGAGGUAACCAUUAAGCAGUGUCCUACGUGUGGGGUGCACAUCGAACGCAACCAGGGCUGUGCCCAGAUGCUGUGCAAGAGCUGCAAACACACCUUCUGCUGGUACUGUCUUCAAAACUUAGACGGUGACAUAUUCCUCAGACAUUAUGAUAAAGGACCAUGUCGAAAUAAAUUGGGACAUUCCAGAGCCUCUGUCAUGUGGAACAGAACACAGGUUGUGGGCAUCUUGGUUGGUGUCAGCAUUAUUGUGUUGGUGACAUCACCGCUGCUGCUGCUGGCUUCACCAUGCAUCCUGUGCUGUGUCUGCAAGCCAUGCAAAGGAGAAAAAAAGAAGAAGAAAAUGAAGAAGAUGAAGAAAGACAAAAAGCUUAGAAAACCGGAUUCAGCAGCAUAA
Molecule: messenger RNA, 915 nt
Organism: Chanos chanos (milkfish)
Lineage: Eukaryota; Metazoa; Chordata; Actinopteri; Gonorynchiformes; Chanidae
Gene: rnf144b
Product: ring finger protein 144B
Exons: 7
Coding region: 1-915 (304 amino acids)
Biological process (GO): protein ubiquitination
Molecular function (GO): zinc ion binding; ubiquitin-protein transferase activity
Source: RefSeq, a predicted model, not a curated record